AUUGGUUUACGACACUCCUAUAUGGCCAUUGGCUUUGUGGUGUUGUUUGUUGCCAUAAUGAAUGCGCCAAAUUUUCUCACCUAUAAAAUAAUCGAAAUGCGAUUAAACGAAACGUGUGAAAUCCAAGACGAGAGUGUUCGUUAUGCACCAGCUUAUAUCCCGGGUGUCUCAGAUAUGGCCGUUCAAGCUUAUUGCCUUGUAGGUUUUUCGUUUGGCUUUCUGGAUAUCUGGAACAGUAUUCAAAGUGAUUCCGUGCCUUUUGUUGACUUUGUUCGUUUGGUUGUUGAUGAGGAUUUUGAAUGA
This is a messenger RNA of Anisakis simplex (herring worm), 303 nucleotides long. The record is from the annotation of a GenBank genome assembly. Lineage: Eukaryota; Metazoa; Nematoda; Chromadorea; Rhabditida; Anisakidae.